GUCAACGUGUAGCCUAAUUGACAGCCCAAAAAGCUUGGUAAGCUACCAUUCAUUAAGAACACCUAGCUCCAUUUUCUCGAAAUGUCAAGAGCCACUAAGCGUUUGAAAACUGAGAACUCCAAGGCACAGGAACUGAAGGCACCUCAUGAGAUGGUCUUAAGCUCCAGUGAUGUGUCUUUGGAGAGGAAUGACCGAUCAUUAACCCUUGAUCCGUGUGAGAUUCUUGAACCAAAUUGGAUGUGUUUGGAGCAGUUCUUUCAAUCGCAAAAAUCAGAACCUCCAUGGUUUUCAGUUGAGACCAACUCUCCUCCAUCAAUAAUAUCAAAAGUACACAUUGGAGAAAGUCUGGAGCAAUCUCCUGCGAGUUUUGAUCUCAAGAACAAGCUACUAGGCCCUGGAGGGAGUCAUCUAAUGCACAUCCAAGCUAAAACAGGAGCGGGCGUUAGUCUGAGGGGUAGAGGGGCUGACGAUUGUGAAAUGGAAGGAAUGGAUUCCGUGGAACCUAUGCAUGUCUACCUCGAGCACUAUUCUUAUGAUAGAUUAGAAGAGGCUAGAGAGUUGGCCAAACAAUUGAUCUUAACAGUGCAGCAGUGGCUAGUGGGGUUCAACCAGGCCAUGGCUACAAUUCCAGCACUAGACUCCACAGCAGCUGACGUUCCCCAGCAGCGACAAACUAAUCAAGAGAACUAACUGUUCCCUAUUGUCUAAAGAAGUGCUAGAAUUCACGAGAGCCGUUGAAAACCGAAGGAAAGAAAUGAAUGCGUCACCAUCGUAAACCUUCAGACCACAGGAAAUUUUCCCUGUUAUUUCUCUUUAAUUACUCGUGAUUAACCCCUCCAAAAUAAAAAUAAAAAUAUUUUUAAUAAAUAAAUAAAUUUAAA
Physella acuta is the source of this 881-nucleotide messenger RNA. Its product is annotated as KH homology domain-containing protein 4. The record is from RefSeq and is a predicted model, not a curated record. Lineage: Eukaryota; Metazoa; Mollusca; Gastropoda; Physidae. Gene Ontology annotation, molecular function: RNA binding. Gene Ontology annotation, cellular component: nucleus.